AUGAUGGCGCAACCGUUUCCCGCCCAAGGCAUUCCGCAGCAUGGUAUGCCCCCCGUUCACCACCCAAUGGCCAGCCAGCACCCUAGCGCUGGACAUCCCGGUGGCAUGGUCCAGCAAAUGCAUCCUGGGGUGUCAGGACCUGGUGGUCCUCAGGUGAGCCAGGCAGGGCCUAUGAUGGGUGCAAUGCCCCCGGGCGCCAACGGUGGUCAGGGUGGCCCCGGAAUGCCGAAUGCUCAUGCUCUUUCCCAUUUGAACCCUGCGCAGGCGCAUCUAUUCCAGCAACAGGGGUUCCCACAAAAUUUCGUGAACAACCCUCAAUUCAAUGGGCUAAACCCUGCGCAACUGGCUGCCAUGCAGCAAGCAAAUCCAGGCAUGCGGCCCGUAAACAUGGGAAUGCACAUGGGACAACAGGUUUCGCAUGGCCAGGCACAAAAUAUUCAACAGCAGCAGAUGUUUGCGAUCCAGCAGGCCCAACAGGUCCAAGCACAACAAGCACAGCAAGCGCAGCAACAAGCGCAGCAGCAAGCGCAAGCGAACAAUGGCCAGCCGGGCCAGCAUACCCCUCAACGCUCCUCGGCACAACCACCAAACAUGCACGAAGCGCCAGUAGGGACUCCACAGUCCCAGCAUGGUCCACCACAGAGCGGAACUCCUCAGCCCAAUCAAACAUCCCAACCGCCCUCAACUCAACCUCCUCAGUCGCAGGGCGGUGGUCAGUCCCAGGUGACCCCCAAUCCUCAGCCACAGCAGUUGCCACCGUCUCAGCAACAGCCCCAGCAAGGUACCCCGGGCCAGCAACCUCCUCAGCAAACCCAACAGGCAAUGGCUACCCAGGAAGCUCAAAUUAAAGCACAACAGAACGCCAUCAUGUUACAAAGAAUGAACCAGCAACGGCAGCAGAACACUCCAGUCAUGAUUCUUACUAGCUACGCCGAAAAUUUGAGCGGAUUCAAGAGUCGUGAUGAGACUACCGACUACGCGUAUUGGUCGGCUUUUGUUGACCGAUUCUAUUCACCAAUCGGUGUGUUACGUCAAGGAGUCUGGAGCAGUCAGACUGGAUCAAAACAGUUCGAAAUUUCGACCCCGGCCCUGGCACGUUACUACCUUACCCAAUUCACCAGUGGCAUCGAUCAUAUACAAAUGGUACUGGAUGGACCCCGGGAGCGCGAACCCCCCGGUGCCAAUGGCGCGCAUAUUGUUGAUUGUCAACGCGCAUCUUUCAUAUAUUGGUACACGAAUGAAAGCCAGGUUUUCCACAAGGGACAUCUACGCGCCCACUUCGACGUCAACAAUAAGAUUGAGAUGCUGGACAUAACUGUCACCAGUCACAACGAAUUCAUUCCCCGCAAUCAGCUCCUGGAAGCCAUGGAGCAAAAGCAGAGCCCCAAGCUAGCUAAAAGUGCUGCCAAGAGGGCGCAGAAACAGGCACAGUCAAUAACACUCCCCGAAUCUAUGGUCACUCCUAAUGGCCUUCCUACGCCGGUCAUUCAAUUCCUAGAGGUCGCCGAGACGAUGUCACAGAUGCAAAUGCUUUUCAACUUUUCCGCCCAACACUCGCAGCUGUCGGCGACAGACGCGCUCCGAGGUCUUGUCGGUAACUUCAACCAAAAUUCGAACCCCAGUGUUGGCUUUGCUGCCCCAAUGAACCCUGGCAUGCAGCCUAUGCCUCGUGGCCCUAAUAUGGGCCCUCCUUCGCAAUUUGCUUCUCCUGCAAUGGCCCACCUUGGCCUACCGGGAGUUCAAGGCUCGCCUCAUCUGACUGGGUCAGCUCAUGCAAGCCCCGCUCAGAGUCAGCUUGCUGGCCCCCCUGGGAUGCAAGUUCAGUCAUCCCCAGUCGGUGUGAACAACAGUCCGAACGUUGGUGGCAACAAGCGCCGACGAGCCAGCACUGUCAAGCAAGAAAACGACGACAAUGGCUCGGUUGAAGUGAAUGGCAAUGCGCCAGGAUCAGGCAAGGUCAAGAAUUCCCGGGUGCCUAAACGGCAGAAGGGGCAGCAGCCUAAGCAGCCGAAAUAG
Messenger RNA from Penicillium longicatenatum, 2016 nucleotides. Its product is annotated as LIM domain-binding protein. Gene Ontology annotation, cellular component: nucleus; transcription regulator complex. Bases 1 to 2016 code for a protein of 671 amino acids. The transcript has 5 exons. Lineage: Eukaryota; Fungi; Ascomycota; Eurotiomycetes; Eurotiales; Aspergillaceae. Gene Ontology annotation, biological process: positive regulation of transcription by RNA polymerase II; negative regulation of transcription by RNA polymerase II. The record is from RefSeq and is a predicted model, not a curated record.